Molecule: messenger RNA, 1459 nt
Organism: Musa acuminata subsp. malaccensis (wild Malaysian banana)
Lineage: Eukaryota; Viridiplantae; Streptophyta; Magnoliopsida; Zingiberales; Musaceae
Source: RefSeq, a predicted model, not a curated record
AACCACGAUUCCCGUCGGACUUUUUCCGUUGCGAUUGCGGUCCUCGCACGUACUCGCGUUUCUGCUGCCCUGCUCCUGCGUCUGAACAAGGUGGGCAUUUAAGCAGCAGCAGUCGGUCUGCAGAGCAUUCAAGGCGCACCAGAGCUUCGGCAGGUAGUCUACUGCUACGAUCAACCCGCCCCACCUUUGGCUUUUCCUCGCAUUGACGCUUCCACCCACCCCCGCCUUCGGUUUUACUUCUCAUCGCUCCUCUGUUGAGAUCUCGGGAGAGGAACAUGGAGCCGGAGGGCGAGGGUCGCCUGCCAAGCCGUGGUGACGGUACCGGAAGCGGUGAUACCGAAGAGAAGAAGGUGGCUCUGAUGAGGAUCUUCGUCGAGGGAAAAGAUCCAGCUGCCAAGGAGGUAGACAACUUUAUGCUCAGAAGGUUCUUGCGUGCACGUGACCUGGACAUUGAGAAGGCUUCUUUUUUAUUUCUAAAAUAUCUUAAGUGGAGGAGAACAGCAGUUCCUAAUGGAUUCAUUUCAGAGGCAGAGAUCAGGAAUGACCUUUCUCUGAAGAAGGUGUUCAUGCAGGGAUUUGAUAAGACUGGCCAGCCUAUAGUAGUUGCUUUUGGUGCUAAACACUACCACUCUAAGCGAAACAUGAAUGAGUUUAGUAGUUUUGUCAUAUAUGUUCUUGACAGAAUAUGUGCCAGAAUGCCUACAGGUCAGGAGAAGUUCACUUGCAUUGGUGAUCUUAAAGGUUGGGGAUUAUCAAACUGUGACAUUAGGGCAUGCAUCGCAGCUCUAGACAUUAUGCAGAACUAUUAUCCAGAGAGACUGGGCAGAGUCUUUCUAGUCCAUGUACCUUAUCUUUUCAUGAAGGCUUGGAAGAUCAUAUACCCAUUUAUUGACAAAAACACCAGGAAGAAGUUUGUUUUCGUUGAGGAUAAGAACCUAAGAGCCACAUUGCUGGAGGACAUUGAUGAUAACCAGCUCCCAGAAAUCUACGGUGGAAAGCUGCCGUUGGUCCCCAUCCAAGACCCUGAUCCAUUGGAUCCCACUCAUGUUGCUCUUAGGGAUGAUAAUUAAGUAGCUUAGAGGAGAUACUAAGUUGGAAUCAUCACUUUGUCCGUGCAUAAUAAUCAGGUAUUCCUGGAGACGUUGUGCUAUCCAGUUUGCCACCUUCAGAAAAUGUCGUGCAUCAGCUGUGCUGAAUGGUCAGGAGAAGUGAUGCCUUGUUGCAUCAACCGUUUACUGAAUCAAUCAGGGAAAGCAAUGCCUUCAGUACAUUCAGAUUAACCUGAACCUUUUAGGUUGUUUCGCUUUGAGGAGUCGUAUGAAUUUAUUUUGUUUAGUGGUGAUCGUAUAUAUACCAAUAAUAAACAGGAACACGAAUGCAUUGCAACCGUUACUAAUUGUUAAUGUUUUUUAAAUCAUUGUAUUGUGAUAUGAUCAACCCAAAUUAUCUCUCAACUUCA